Acanthosepion pharaonis is the source of this 501-nucleotide messenger RNA. The record is from the annotation of a GenBank genome assembly. NCBI's taxonomy places the organism in Eukaryota, Metazoa, Mollusca, Cephalopoda, Sepiida, Sepiidae.
AUGUUUUCUUCCAUUAUGACUUUCUCUUUUAUCCGUUUGCUUUUCUCUUCAAUGCAUUGUUUCUUUCCUCGUCUCUUCAUUCUGUUUUUAUAUACCGCUCAUGUUUCUCUUCUCCUCUUCUUUCUUCUAUAUUUCACCUUUCAUUUCUCUGUUUCUCCUUUUCUCUUCAUCUCUAUCCAUUACUUCGUUUUCUAUUUUACUCUCGCUUUUCUUUUUUCAUUCUCCUUUAUUUACUCUUUCCUCUCCUUAUUUCUAUUCGGUUCUCUCCUCUCCUUUUCUUUACUCAGCUUCACUAACCUUCAUUUAACUACUAUCUUUUUCAUGCUCACCCUUUUUUCUUCCUUUCUUUUUUACAAAUCUAUCUAUCUAUCUAUCUAUCUAUCUAUCUAUCUAUCUAUCUAUCUAUCUAUCUCGACAUUUCUAUCUUUCUUUGCUGCAACACUGUGUCUUUCAAGCCCACCAUUUUCCAUGUACGAACUUCCUUUUCUCUCUCGCAGUUAA